CCGCUCGCGCGUCCCUCCCCUUUCCAGACCAGCUGGCCGAGGCUGCUCCCGAAGGCUGGGAGACCCGGAGCCUCGCUGCACUUGCGCCCGCGCGCGCACUGCCCCCCAGGAGAAAGUGAUGUUAUUUCAGUGAACCCUAAUAAAACAGUCUCCGAACAGUUUCCGAGCCGCGCUCCGAGAGGUCCCGGGAUUCUUGAGCUGUGCCCAGCUGACGAGCUUUUGAAGAUGGCACAAUAACCGUCCAGUGAUGCCUGACCAUGACAGCACAGCCCUCUUAAGCCGGCAAACCAAGAGAAGAAGAGUUGACAUUGGCGUGAAAAGGACGGUAGGGACAGCAUCUGCAUUUUUUGCUAAGGCAAGAGCAACGUUUUUUAGUGCCAUGAAUCCCCAAGGUUCCGAGCAGGAUGUUGAGUAUUCAGUGGUACAGCACGCAGAUGGGGAAAAGUCAAAUGUACUCCGCAAGCUGCUGAAGAGGGCGAACUCGUACGAAGAUGCUAUGAUGCCUUUUCCAGGAGCAACCAUAAUUUCCCAGCUGUUGAAAAAUAACAUGAACAAAAAUGGUGGCACGGAGCCCAGUUUCCAAGCCAGCGGCCUCUCCAGUACGGGCUCCGAAGUACAUCAGGAGGAUAUAUGCAGCAACUCUUCAAGAGACAGCCCCCCAGAGUGUCUUUCCCCUUUUGGCAGGCCUACUAUGAGCCAGUUUGAUAUGGAUCGCUUAUGUGAUGAGCACCUGAGAGCGAAGCGUGCCCGGGUGGAGAAUAUAAUUCGGGGUAUGAGCCAUUCCCCCAGUGUGGCAUUAAGGGGCAAUGAAAAUGAAAGAGAGAUGGCCCCGCAGUCUGUGAGUCCCCGAGAAAGUUACCGAGAAAACAAACGCAAGCAAAAGCUGCCCCAGCAGCAGCAGCAGAGUUUCCAGCAGCUGGUUUCAGCCCGCAAAGAACAGAAGCGAGAGGAGCGCCGACAGCUGAAACAGCAGCUGGAGGACAUGCAGAAGCAGCUGCGGCAGCUGCAGGAGAAGUUCUACCAGAUCUACGACAGCACCGAUUCUGAAAAUGACGAAGAUGGAAACCUGUCCGAAGACAGCAUGCGCUCGGAGAUCCUGGAGGCGCGGGCCCAGGACUCUGUGGGGAGGUCAGACAGCGAGAUGUGCGAGCUGGACCCCGGACAGUUCAUCGACCGGGCGCGGGCCCUGAUCAGAGAGCAGGAGAUGGCAGAAAACAAGCCCAAGCGAGAGGGCAGCAACAAAGAGAGAGACCACGGGCCAAACUCCUUGCAACCGGAAGGCAAGCACUUGGCCGAGACCUUGAAACAGGAGCUCAACACUGCCAUGUCGCAGGUCGUGGACACCGUGGUCAAAGUCUUCUCGGCCAAGCCCUCCCGCCAGGUUCCUCAGGUCUUCCCCCCUCUCCAGAUCCCCCAGGCCAGGUUUGCAGUCAAUGGGGACAACCACAAUUUCCACACCGCCAACCAGCGCCUGCAGUGCUUUGGCGACGUCAUCAUUCCAAACCCCCUGGACACCUUUGGCAACGUGCAGAUGCCCAGUUCCGCAGACCAGACGGAAGCACUGCCCCUGGUGGUCCGCAAAAACUCCUCUGACCAGUCUGCCUCCGGGCCGGCCGCGGGCGGCCACCACCAGCCCCUGCACCAGUCUCCGCUCUCGGCCACCGCGGGCUUCACCACCUCCACCUUCCGCCACCCCUUCCCGCUCCCCUUGAUGGCCUACCCGUUUCAGAGUCCCUUAGGUGCUCCCUCUGGCUCCUUCUCGGGAAAAGACAGAGCCUCUCCCGAAUCCUUAGACUUAACUAGGGACACGACGAGCCUGAGGACCAAGAUGUCAUCUCACCACCUGAGCCACCACGCUUGCUCACCAGCACACCCACCCAGCACGGCCGAAGGGCUCUCCCUGUCACUCAUAAAGUCCGAGUGUGGCGAUCUUCAGGACAUGUCCGAAAUCUCACCCUAUUCGGGAAGUGCAAUGCAGGAAGGAUUGUCACCCAAUCACUUGAAAAAAGCAAAGCUCAUGUUCUUUUAUACCCGUUACCCCAGCUCCAAUAUGCUGAAGACGUACUUCUCCGAUGUAAAGUUCAACAGAUGCAUUACCUCUCAGCUCAUCAAGUGGUUUAGCAAUUUCCGCGAGUUUUACUACAUUCAGAUGGAGAAGUACGCCCGUCAAGCCAUCAACGAUGGGGUCACCAGCACAGAAGAGCUGUCCAUAACCAGAGACUGCGAGCUGUACAGGGCUCUGAACAUGCACUACAAUAAAGCAAAUGACUUUGAGCAGGUUCCAGAGAGAUUCCUGGAAGUUGCACAGAUCACAUUACGGGAGUUUUUCAAUGCCAUUAUCGCAGGCAAAGAUGUUGACCCUUCAUGGAAGAAGGCCAUUUACAAGGUUAUCUGCAAGCUGGAUAGUGAAGUCCCCGAGAUUUUCAAAUCCCCGAACUGCCUACAAGAGCUGCUUCAUGAGUAGAAAUCUCAGCAACCCUUUCUGAAUGUAUGAAUAGUAGAGUUCCCUUUGGAUGUCUGACUUCCUGUGUGUGUCUAGACUUUGAUUUCAUAUAUGUGUGUAUGGGAGGCAUGGAUAUGUUAUGAAAUCAGCUGGUAAUUCCUCCUCAUCAUCUUUCUCUCUUUUCGUUUUGUUUUCCAUUACAAGGGGAUGGUUAUUUUCCUUUCUCCUUCAGUUUACUUUUGCCCAAGGCCCUUAACAUUUGGAGACUCCACAUCGGGUUAAUUUUCAGGGAAAAAGAAUGCUGGAGUGUGUAAAGUCUAUGUUCAAAAGCAAGGGCAUUUAGCAAAGAUGCCCCUGCUUGAUUGGUGGCAUGAUGUAAACGGCACGUGGCCGAGGUCACACCGUGACACCGCACAGCUCUACAAUGACCUGUCUCUUCUUUUUACUGUUAAGAAGGUUUAAAAAUGCAAAGUAACCACUUCAUACAUUUAAAUAUUUUGUUUGCUUUGAACUUAACAAGUAGCUUUAUCUUACUUGCUUAAUUAAAUAACACCAGUGAGCAGUGCACUUCUCAAAAAAUGCCCCCAAAGGCCAAAUUAAAACUAAAAAAUAAUUGCUCCUAAGCCCUUUCGAAGAGAAAUGGCAAGCACCCCCAAACAAUCAGGACCAGUUUCUAAUGCAGGCAAACAAUUUUGUACAAUACUAACUCUGUCAAGAUGAGAUUGAUACUCAUUCCUGCUCUUCUGGCCACCUCUCUAGACUUCAUAAUUGGAUCUUCUUCAUACUAAGUGAGCUUCUAGAUCAGUCUUUGUGGAGAAAAACGCUAUACCUUGUUAUCAUUUUCUACUUAUUUUGCUUCAGAUAUUUAAAAGGCACGUGUUUCCAAUUCACUCUGCUCCAUUUUGUUUAUAUGCUUAAAAGAAUUAUUGAUUUUGUUCAAUUAACUUUUUUUUUCCCCUAAAACACCAUUUUCUGAUUACCUUCCUCAAGUAAGGAAUGAAGGAACCCCAAGUGACCAUGCAACCCUUGCCUGCACUAGAAGUUUGCUGGAAGCUGUUAGUUGAUCUGUUUCUGUGUAUGAUUCCACACUGCCCUGAAAGGUAUUUGUAGCGGUGACGUUCGGAGUGUUUCUUCACUGUAGGCGUAACAUCUUAAGGCCAUUAAUACUAUCUAUUCUCGUUCAGAAGCUCAUUGACCAAAAUGUGAGAUGCAUAGGAAAUUUGGGGGUUAACCCAAAAGACACAAUUUCAGCAAAAAGAAAGCUAGCUGCUUUUUCACACUUUCUUCAAUGGGUCUCUUCUUUUUUUUCUUCCCUUUCUUUUUUCCAGUUUUCAAUGAUGCACAGUGUCCCAUACAUGCAUUUUGAAAAUCGAGCAGCAUUCACACUUGUUUUCUUAGAUGGGUUUUUGUGUUCAGAAGCAGUAAGAAUGCAAUGUUCACUCUAAUAUUGUUUUCCAGGCCCCUCCCUCCCCUUUGAGCUACAGCUCUUAAAAUGACACAGUUACAAACCUGGUAUUUAAAACAUACGAGAUAUAAAUGCCAUUUUCCCUUAAUUUUCAUUUAAAAACUCCAUUUGACUUUGGAGAAUGCAGGUAGCCCAUGUGACUAACGAGGCAACCUGGUUGUUGUCAUUCACCGUCAUUUACAAAUUCUGCUGAUGGAUGGGAAUGUGGGAACACAAUUAUUGUCAGCACAAAGCCUUAAAACCUGCUGACUUUAAACUAAACGGUGCAGUCCUCUGAUUCCCUGUAUCACCCUGGACACUAACGGGCCCCAGGAGUGUGGGCAGGUCCUGCAGUGGCCGGGGCUGGGGCACCAGCCUUCUACCCUACACCGGGGCCACACACGUUCCCCAGUUGUACCCUCUCACAUAUGCCCACAGAAUCAUUCCAUCCCAUGUGUUAGUUUUCCGGCUUGCUUAAAAAGAAAAAAAAGUUCUGAUAAUCCGUACAUUGGAGUAAAAUGAACAUAUAUAUAUUCCAGUCAGCACAAAGUAAUCUCAACUUCCGGUCACACUCUUGACGCGCUCGUUUGGACUCAUAUGAUGUCCAUCAUUUAUGUCACUGUAUAACCGGAUCGUUGCUGUAAUUCCAUGUAAUUCGUAUCAACAUCGUGUUACCCUUUGCAAGGCAAAAGGCAGAGAGGCUGUAGCAGAUUCAGCUCAGUAGAUGGAUCUGCGAGGUGUCUUCCUAAUCUGUGGCAAGUGAAAUAAUGAUUCCAGGUUUAUUUGAAUUUUGAGCAUUAUUCUUCCCUGCCUUUGUGAUUUAAAUAGACAAAUUAAGCAAAAAUGUGUGUUUGCAGCCAAACAUUGAUGCACUUAGCUACUGAGGAUACCUCUCCGUGUUCAGAGUAAAGAUAAACACGCCUCUGUCAUGAAAAUACAACUAUCGCCUUGCUUUUAGUGAUCUCCCCCCCUUCCACAAUCGUAGAAUCUUGCGUCUCCCAGCGCACUGGAAAAUUACAAAAGC
Fukomys damarensis (Damara mole-rat) is the source of this 4911-nucleotide messenger RNA. RefSeq names its product prospero homeobox 1 (gene Prox1). Gene Ontology annotation, cellular component: nucleus. Bases 248 to 2464 code for a protein of 738 amino acids. The record is from RefSeq and is a predicted model, not a curated record. Lineage: Eukaryota; Metazoa; Chordata; Mammalia; Rodentia; Bathyergidae. Gene Ontology annotation, biological process: regulation of transcription by RNA polymerase II. Gene Ontology annotation, molecular function: RNA polymerase II cis-regulatory region sequence-specific DNA binding; DNA-binding transcription factor activity, RNA polymerase II-specific. The transcript is spliced from 5 exons.